AUGCUGCGUCAUCCGUUUGUCACUGUAGCUCUUCAUUUGACUGGUAAUGGUAUAUUGGAUGUAUUCGAUGGAGCCGCAGCAAGGUACUUCAAACAAUGUAAGGGCAGAAAGUAGUUAGAAAGAACCUCAUGAUACUGAAACGGCAGCAAAACGCGUCCCUUAUAUAAAAAAAGUCAAUUCAAAAUAUUCAGAAAAUUAUUCCAGUUUAAUGAUCGGCCGACUUCAAUAAAUUUGUCAAGUAAAAGAGAGAUACCGCUCGAGUUUAAUAGGACAAUUGCACGAUUACGUCUUUUACUAUGAACUACCAGAAUCCUUCGGUUUGUGCAAAUUAGAGAUUAGGGCUAUUGUUUUUUAAACCUCAGUGGUAGUUGUAGUCAAAUGUCGUCAUCGUGAAAAUGGCUUGUUCUAAAGAAUCGUCAAGUACCGUAAUUGGUUGUCAGGAAGCUUAAUCAACGAGGACGGACAUGGCAACAAGAACCUCAAACAGGCAUUAGGGAGCUUAAGCAGCAACGUUUUUGAGCGACGCACGUCAACCGGAACUGGCUUUUUUUCAUUUUUUGACGGUGGUUUCGCGCAAAUUUUCAGUCAAAUCGCCUCUAUAACAGUAAAGAAGCUAAGGAAUACAAAUUUUAUAUCAUCAAGGCAUGUUAAGAGGGAAAAUACCUCACUUCCGGUUGACGUGCGUCACUCCAAAACGUCGCUGCUUAAGCUCCCUAUUAUUUACUUGGUAACUUUAUGAAAAUAAUCAAUUAAAUUUUUAUUCUUUUUGCUUCAAGGUUCCAAAUUUGGAGAACUGCUCGAUAUUGCUACUGACAGGUAUUUUUUGGCUCAUGAAAUCUGUAUUACUUUGAACUUUUUUCACGUAACAUAUUUACCACUUGAUCCGGCAUAUGGCCCUAUCAAAAUGUAUAAGUUACACUUAGACAACUCGAGCUAAAAGUACUACUUCUGAACUCUAAAUAUUAACAGAUCAUAGACAACGGCAUCGAUCAAUCACGGCGCGCGUAGUAAUUUUCACCACAUUGCAUGUACAACAACAAUAUAGAUUGGAACAAAACUAGGAAUCAAAAAGCCCUCACUGAGGUCUUUAGUAUAGAAUUUUGGCAUAACGUAAAAUAUGAACGCCACGAGAAUCAGGUAAAGCAUUCGCUCGCAAAAACAACAACAACAAACACUAACUGACAAACACUGAUACUGACUAAAGCACUUAUUAGUACGUUGUUCAGGUAAGUGCGGUGAAUCCACAACGAACGACCGCGGCUAAUCAUAACAUGAUCAGAAGGAGAAAUGCAUUUGUGGCCCUAACUUCAUAGAAGUGUGCAGGAACUAGUCACAGUUAAUUUGGCUUUUACCUCUAACUGGCUGGGAAAAAAGCGUGAAAAUUUUAAACCGACAGUAGAGCGUAACAAGCAAAAAUCCAACCGCGUUUCCAGAAAGAAGAGAGACCCUGGACUAGGUUUGGUGAUGAGCAACAACUACAGUACUGUAAUACAAUUUCUAGAAAGAAAGUAACUCGUUUAAAGAAGAGAGAAGAAAUCGGAAGUUUUAUUUCGAAAGAGAAACUCAUCUUAGGUUGUUUACGUUCUCGAUAAAACGUGAAAUUUGAUAAUUUCACGUCGUAGCGUGCAGUGACGGCCAAGAUAUAAACAAAAAAAGCAUGCUGCACGUAAAAAACUAUUAUAGUCUUGCUGAUCUAAAUCUGUUGGGUUUUAAAAGUUCGCGUUGUCGUCUCUAUUUCUCAAGAAUGAUUUUAUAUCUGUUUCCACAGGUGUGGCAGGGUAGGAUUCGCAAUGGGACUGUGCGCACUUUACCCUCAAUAUAUGUUUCCUAUCCAACUUCUUGUCUGCUUAGAAAUUGUAGGACCUUUGUCAGAUCUCUACAGGUAUUUAUGGACUACGAAAAACAAACCUGAGUGCACUAUUCCUUAAAUGAAAGUUAACGGAUGGAAACUAUUCUCUUCAGUCAUAUUAUCAUUUUUUUUUUGCUUCGUAGACGUUCCUUGAGAGCUGAUCAAAAAUCGCAGGUGGUCGAUGACUGGUGGCUUUUAAAGAUUUUUUUUCAGGAAGUAAGAAGGCCCUUUACUGUCUUAAAAAUUAACCGAGUUGAUACUAAGAUAUAUAAAAAAGCUAAGGGCCUCUUGAAGGGAGAUCGUUUAGCCUCACCUCUAAAUCCUUAGUAAAUCUCUUAUCUUUCGUUAGACCUUAGUAGAUCUCGUUUUUUUCAAAAGGUUAAGCGCGAUUGAAAUUUAAGCCAACCAUGAUGUGAACACUCCAAGCCGGUUACCCGCAGCUUCUAUAACAGGGCGGCCGGGAUGGCAUCGUCCGACUUAGCUCCAGUGAUGCGGCUAUAAGAAUUGGUAACGCUAUGAUAGGUGCCAAAGCUAUAAAUUUGUGUUUCGCCAACUUUGCUCUAGUUGUUUCUCGAAUUUCGCGCAAUAACACGUCCCAAGAACCUUACGACCUUUUCUCAUCCUGGAAAGCGGAAAUAUCUCAUUUGAACCCAAGCCGGGUUGACUUCAAAUUAAAAAAGGGAACGUUUUUCUGUUAAUACGCGACAACAAAAUAAAAGAGAUAGUUUCCUAUAGCUACUGCACUUCACAAUAUGAAAAUUAGAUCUAACUUGAACGUCGGGUACUCGUUUUUGUAAACGUUAACCAAUUAAAGUCCGUUAUAUUUCCAAGAACAAAUUUUGUUUUCCAGAAUUUUUUCCUACGAACGUACAAAACAUUCAUGGACAAUUCGCUAUUCUGACUGUUCCCCAGUAGCUGAAGAAUAUUUCUAGUGAAUCUAUCGUAAAAUCUUACUUUUCUUUAUACGCAGCCUAUCCUUUCUUCGGUCAUACUUGGUCAGGAUAUAUGUGUAUACAUGAUCUACUUGCUUUACUUUACGCCAGGGCCAACAGGUAGGAGAAGACAUCACUUGUAAUUGCUUCUAAUACUUCAUUAUGCCUAACCUAAGGUUGCAUUGGUUUAGGUGCUAGUUUUAAGCAUCCAAAGUACGGAGACCAACGGCAACAGGCACGUCAAUUGAUUAGUGUAUUCGUGUUCUUUUAAAAUUUAUGGCGGUUAGUUCCCACUGGUUCAGUUAGUCAGUUGUACGCGAGUUUUCUUGGAGUUGAAUCUUCAGAGAGCACAUUUCAAUGUGCUCUCUAAACUUUGAAAAAGUUUAGUUUAGUUUAGUUAAGUUUAGUUUUUAGUUUUGUUUCUAAACUUUAAAAAGUUUAGAAGUUUAGAAGUGGAAAGAAAUAAUUUGUCGUCUAUUGUUUAUGUCUUUUGUUAUACAUGACAUUGGAAAGUCUCACGUUUUAGUACGUUUUUAGUCGUGUCGUGACGGCGAAGAAAUGUGGAAAAAAAUCUUGAUGCCCUUGCAAAGUUGUUGUUUUGGUUAUUAUAACUCCAGCUUUUUGGACGUCUUCGUUACCAUUGCCGCCGUGGUUGGUUAAAACUCCCUGUUAGGUUUUCGGUUUACUAACAAAUCAAAGCGACAUGUCAGUGGUGGGGCAUGAGAUACCUCUGGGAUUUCCAAGUUUCCUCUCAACUGACCAGUUUUGUCUUGUCUUGUCUUCAGCUAUUUUAUAGGCGAUGAAAGAUCGCAAAAUGCAAAAAUUGUCCCAACCACGAAUCAGAAUGCCAUGCCCAUGGGGUCAUCAGUAAUCAAAGUUUUGCGCUAGCGGUGUUCAAAUUUCACCUGUCCCUAAAUUUUGUACCAGCUACUUUUCUUGUCAGAUAUCAUCUUGUUUGGUUAUGGUUCAGAGGUCUUAGUCUUCAUCAGUUUUCUCUUUCGACAAUCGAUGAUCGCAUCCUCCACAAAAAAAAGGCUGUAGCUGUAUUGACUAGAUCUUGUAGGUCUGAGCUGACUUGUUUAUUCCUUUUAUUUUAUUUCCAGUGUCUUUGGUUGGACUCUCAUUCAGUUUAUGGCAAGCCUUGGCUUGGCUUACUCUUCCGUUUUUAAUCUACAGACAAAUUGUUGUCUGUUGUCUUCUAGUCACGUCAUCUUUCAGUGAACUUGCACGUUUGCAUCACCUUCAGGAUAGCAAGCAGAAUGAAAAGAGAAUUAAUUGACACCAACAAAUGACCGAUGACUUUUACUAAUUAAAAGAAUUACGUUGGAACCAUCUUACUAUUCGAGUCUUUCUUUUCCCUUCGGGGUUUGCACUCUCAAGCGGGUAUCGUUCUGGAUGCGAAUAAUUUCCUGGUUUGGUAGGCUGUUAUAAGAGACCUUAAGAUCGAGGUGUUGUCAUUUUACGGCAAACGACAAACUGCGCUGUACGAUUAACGGUUUCACGUUACCCGUCUGCCCAUAUUUGAGACUUAAGAUUCGUGGGUGGUAGCUUGCGGCGACCAUUACUACAGUAGUUAUGUGGCUACAGGAGCC
Porites lobata is the source of this 4373-nucleotide messenger RNA. The record is from the annotation of a GenBank genome assembly. NCBI's taxonomy places the organism in Eukaryota, Metazoa, Cnidaria, Anthozoa, Scleractinia, Poritidae.